Molecule: messenger RNA, 1524 nt
Organism: Penaeus indicus
Lineage: Eukaryota; Metazoa; Arthropoda; Malacostraca; Decapoda; Penaeidae
Exons: 3
Cellular component (GO): endoplasmic reticulum-Golgi intermediate compartment; extracellular exosome
Molecular function (GO): calcium ion binding
Source: RefSeq, a predicted model, not a curated record
CUUCGAGGAAUUUGUGGAGCAGACGAGAAAAGCAGAGUUUGAGCAGGACGGAGGCUGGCAGGGCCUGGAUGAGCAGGAGAUGUAUUCCCAGCAGGAGUACGAGGAGUUUGAGCGUCGGAGGCAGGAGGAGAUCAGGCAGCUAGUCGAGUCGGGCGUUAUCCCACCCCCCCCUGGCUACCAUGGGAUGCCACCACCCCAGCCAGCCGUGUACCAGGGUGGUCCACAUCCAGGACUGCACCCUGCGGCACAGGGUAUCCCGCCCCCACAGGCUCUGCCACAGUACGGUGUACCUCCCCAGGUACACCCCAAUGCUGUUCCUCAGGGGUAUCAGGCUAUUCCCCAGGGGUAUCAGGCUGUCCCACAGGGGUAUCAGGCUGUUCCUCAGGGAUAUCAGGCUGUUCCCUCUGGGUAUCAGGCAGUUCCACAGGGGCAGGUUCCUCCCCAGCAGGUGCAAUAUAUUCCUCAUGGGGCGCCUUAUCAGGCACCAGCACAGCCACAAGCACAGCAGCCAGUCUUAAGUCAACCUCAAGUGCAGCAGCCAGUGCAAGGUCAGCCUCAGGUACAGCAACCCAUUCAGGGCCAGGCUCAAGUUCCAGCUCAACAACCCAUACAAGGUCAACCCCAGGUGCAGCAACCCAUUCAGGGUCAACCCCAAGCUCAGCAACCCAUUCAGGGUCAGCCUCAAAUUCAACCCAUUCAAGGUCAGCCUCAAGUUCAGCAACCCAUGCAGGGUCAGCUUCAGGCGCAGCAACCUGUUCAAGGCCAACCUCAAGUUCAGCAGCCCCUACAAGGACAGCUCCAGGAACAGCAGCCAAUCCAAGGUCAGGCACAGGUUCAGCAAGGCCAGCAAGCACAACCUAUUGCCGGUCAGCCACCCAAUCAUCAACCCGUUCAGCCUGUAGCAGCUCAGCCUGCAGCAGGGCGAUAAGAUCUUCCGAUUGAGACACAGCAGGCUUAAGGUUCUACCAUACACAAUUACUUGCGCAGAAUUAUAUAUCUUCAGGUGAAUGGAUGUGACCGACAUUUUUAUUAAGUUGUUAUCAAACUCAGAACGAAACUGGAACUGAAUUGAAAGAAGUGGAUGGCGUUUGCAGGUUCAGAUUUGGUAGGUGUUGUGAUGUUCAUUUUAAUGUUUUUGCAUCAGGUGGCUAUUAGAAGAGAAAAGUCAAUGGUCUCGAACAAAGUGUGACUUGAUCAGUUGUUUUCUCUGGAUUUGAGUUUGAGAUUUUCCUUUAACAUUUACAUUUGUUGAGUUCUUACUGUAUAAUUGUUAAUGUUUAAACCUUUGAAGGUCUGAUCUUCUGUUGGAACAGAGUAGAGUAAACUUGAAUGAUAUGUAUAAAUGAAAUAUUCACCGGUUAGUUUGGUGCUGAGAUUAUUUUUAACACCUGUAGGAGAUAUUUAAGUGAUGUUUGUGAAUCUGGUAAUGAUUCUUUUUUAAUUUUUUAAACACAAAAUAAAUAUUCAGUGUGAAGCUCAAUUUUUUUUUUCUCUGUAUUUCUGAUAAACUUUUAAAGGCCACAA